Pangasianodon hypophthalmus (striped catfish) is the source of this 3777-nucleotide messenger RNA. RefSeq names its product NACHT, LRR and PYD domains-containing protein 3-like. Lineage: Eukaryota; Metazoa; Chordata; Actinopteri; Siluriformes; Pangasiidae. The transcript has 9 exons. Gene Ontology annotation, molecular function: protein binding. The record is from RefSeq and is a predicted model, not a curated record. The coding region runs from base 627 to 2960 and encodes 777 amino acids.
CUUGGUGUUUAAUGAUGAACACAUUGUUUAACAGUGCUGAGACAGCAGAGUAUUAAUUAUUGCUGAUAUUUCUGUUGUAAUUCUAGAAUGAUGGAGGGAAAGAGAUCAGACUCACCAGAACCCAGCUGUGUGUCCAUGAAGAGUGACCAGUCAAUGGAUCCUCCAAUUAAGUUCAGAGACAGAGACAGUUCUACUGAUGUGAGACCACAAAAGAAGAAAUCAAACAUCAGCAGAAAUCAGUUGGAGUCCAUAUUCAAGGAGCUGGAACACAAAGUCAUCACUCUGAUAAAGAAUGAGCUGAAGAGGUUUAGGAAGCUCCUGAGUCCAGAUUACCCAGCAUGCACUGAGAGGGAGGUGGAGGAUGAGGAGGAUCUGCACAGUGUCAGAGAGGGAGCGCUGAAGAUCACACUGCACGUCCUGAAGAACAUGAACCACACAGAUCUCGCUAACACACUGCACAACAAACUCACCUCUGUGUAUCAAAGUUCAAAUCCAACCUGAAAGAGAAGUUUAAAAGAAUUAAUGAAGGAAUUUCACAGCAUGGAAGCUCAGCACUUCUGAAUGAGAUCUACACAGAGCUCUACAUCACAGAGGGUUGGAGUGGAGACGUCAAUAAUGAACAUGAGAUGAGACAGAUUGAGACAGCGUCCAGGAGACCAGCAACACAGGAGACACCCAUCAAAUGUAAUGACCUUUUUAAAGACAAGUCCGUCAGAACUGUGCUGACUAAAGGAGUUGCUGGAAUUGGAAAAACAGUCUCUGUGCAGAAGUUCAUUCUGGACUGGGCUGAAGGAAAAGCAAAUCAGGACGUCUUCUUCAUGUUUCCACUUCCCUUUAGAGAGCUGAAUUUGAUGAAGCAGGAACAUCUCAGUCUGAUGAAUCUUCUUCAUCACUUUUUCCCAGAAAUGAGAAAACUACAAUUAAUAGACUCCUACAAAGUGGUGUUGAUCUUUGAUGGUCUGGAUGAGUGUCGACUUCCUCUAAAUUUCCAGAACAAUGAGAGAUUGUGUGAUGUGACAGAGUCAGCCUCAGUGGAUGUGCUGCUGACAAACCUUAUCAAGGGGAAUCUGCUUCCUUCUGCUCUCCUCUGGAUAACCUCUCGACCAGGAGCAGCCAGUCAGAUCCCUCCUGAGUGUGUAGACCAGGUAACAGAGGUACGAGGCUUCAGCGAUCCUCAGAAAGAGGAGUACUUCAGGAAGAGGAUCAGUGAUCAGAGCCUGGCCAGUAAAAUCAUCAGACACAUGAAGUCUUCCAGAAGCCUCUACAUCAUGUGCCACAUCCCAGUCUUCUCCUGGAUUUCAGCAACUGUUCUAGAGAGAAUGUUGGUUGAAGCAGAGAGUGGAGAGAUCCCCAAGACUCUGACUCAAAUGUUCACACACUUCCUGAUCUUUCAGAUCAAACACAAGGACCAAAAGUACCAUCAGAACUGUGACCCUGAUCCUCAGCACACCAGAGAGAGUAUCCUGGCACUGGGAAAACUGGCUUUCCAACAGCUGGAGAAAGGAAACCUGAUCUUCUAUGAGGAAGAUCUGAAAGAGUGUGGCAUUGAUGUCAGAGAAGUGUCAGUGUACUCAGGAGUGUGUACCCAAAUCUUCAGAGAGGAGUUUGGGCUUCACCUGGGGAAGGUGUUCAGCUUUGUACAUCUGAGUGUUCAGGAGUUUCUGGCUGCUUUAUAUGCAUUUCUCUCCUCCAUCAGCAGAAAUGUAACCAAUCAACAAACCACUGAUCUGUCUGAUCUUCUCAGAAAGUCAAACAUGUCUGAUUUCCUCAGGAGUGCAGUGGACAAGGCCUUACAGAGCGAGAAUGGACACCUGGACCUGUUCCUCCGCUUCCUAAUGGGUCUCUCACUGGAGUCCAAUCAGACUCUCUUACGAGGCUUAAUGCCACAGACAGGAAGCAGCUCUCACAGCAAACAGGAAACAGUCAAGUACAUCAAGGAGAAGAUCAGGAAGAAUCCAUCUCCAGAGAAAUCCAUCAAUCUGUUUCACUGUCUGAAUGAACUGAAUGAUCAUUCUCUAGUGCAGGAAGUACAAUCUUACCUGAACAGAGGAGGUUACAGGUGUCUCAGUGGAACGAGACUCUCUCCUGCUCAGUGGUCAGCUCUGGUGUUUGUGUUACUGAACUCAGAACAGGAGCUGGAUGAGUUUAAUUUGAGGAAAUAUGACCCUUCAGAGGAAGGUCUUCUGAGGCUGCUGCCAGUGGUCAAAGUCUCCACAAAAGCUGUUUUGUAUGGGUGUAAUCUGACAGAGGAAAGCUGUAGAGUUCUGUCCUCAGUUCUCAGCUCAAACUCCUCCAGUCUGAGAGAACUGGAUCUGUGUCACAAUAAACUGCAGGAUUCAGGAGUGAAGCUGCUCUCUGCUGGACUGGAGGAUCCACACUGUACAGUGGAGACACUGAGGCUGUGUGAGUGUAAUCUGACAGAGGAAAGCUGUAGAGUUCUGUCCUCAGUUCUCAGCUCAAACUCCUCCAGUCUGAGAGAACUGAACCUGAGUGAGAAUAAACUGCAGGAUUCAGGAGUGAAGCUGCUCUCUGCUGGACUGGAGAAUCCACACUGUACACUGGAGAUACUGAGUCUGCGUGAGUGUAAUCUGACAGAGGAAAGCUGUAGAGUUCUGUCCUCAGUUCUCAGCUCAAACUCCUCCAGUCUGAGAGAACUGGACCUGAGUAACAAUAAUCUGCAGGAUUCAGGAGUGAAGCUGCUCUCUGCUGGACUGGAGAAUCCACACUGUACACUGGAGACACUAAGGAUGUGGGGCUGCAGUAUUACAGAUGAAGGUUGUGCUGCUUUGUCUUCAGCCCUGAGGUCAAACUCCUCAUCACACCUGAAAGAACUGGAUCUGAACUGUAAUAAUCCAGGAGAAUCAGGAGUGAAGCUGCUCUCUGAUCUACUGAAGGAUCCACAUUGUAAACUGGAGACACUACACAUUAAGGAUUAUAAACUCACCAGAAUGGAUGUGUAAGAGAUCUAAUCACAAAUGCUCCUGACAGAGACUACUUUAUUGUUGGCUUAGAUCAGGAAAAAAAGCAUUUGAUUUUAUCUCAAGAGAAUAUCUAUGGAAUUUUGUUUUCCUGAUAGUGAAACAACGCUGCAGCUCUUCUACAGAAAAUAUUCAAGAGAACAAGGAGGAUGAACCGACACACACAAACAAAUAAAGAUAUCUGCUUAUGCAGAUGAUAGAACCGUUUUUAUAAAGAACCAAAAGGAACUUGAUAUAAUAAAUAAACAUUUUAAAAAUGAUGAAAAAAUCUCUGGGUUCAAAUGAAAGCUGAAUAAAACAGAGGCAGUGUGGAUGGACUGCAGCGCUGCUCCGCCUUUACACAUAGAAAGUAAAGAUGAAAGUAAACAUAGAAAGUAAAGAUAAAAUCAAAAUAUUAUAACACACAACGAGUGUCCUGAACACAACUGGCAAAUAAAGGAACAAGAAAUUACAUCUGAAAUUGAAACGUGGAAAGAAUCCAAUUACAAAACCAGAACACAAAUAAUAAACCUUGAUACUAUCCAAGCUUUUAUUUUUAGCCACUGUUUUUCCACCUGAUGAUAAAAAUAUCAGCGAUUAAACAAAAUGUGAGCUUUAUUUGGGGAAAUAACAGAGAGGUGAUGAAGAGAGAAGUUUUAUUUAAAACUAAAGAACAAGGAGGACUGAAUGCAGCUGAAUUAGGGAAUAAAUGAAAGACAGCAUUUUGUAAGAAUGUGACACAAGAAACUCAGAGUGGAAAUCCUAUAAAACAGAAUAUUGAGUUGAAUCAGAUCAUUUAGCUGUUUCAGUGAGAAUGAAC